Messenger RNA from Mytilinidion resinicola, 309 nucleotides. RefSeq lists its product as uncharacterized. Gene Ontology annotation, biological process: translation. NCBI's taxonomy places the organism in Eukaryota, Fungi, Ascomycota, Dothideomycetes, Mytilinidiales, Mytilinidiaceae. The transcript is spliced from 2 exons. Gene Ontology annotation, molecular function: structural constituent of ribosome. Bases 1 to 309 code for a protein of 102 amino acids. Gene Ontology annotation, cellular component: mitochondrial large ribosomal subunit. The record is from RefSeq and is a predicted model, not a curated record.
AUGCAGCCAACGCCCAUCCUCCAGCGCGCCCUGCGCCGCCUCCAACUCACCACCAAGCAAGCGGGCAAAGACUACUACAAGGGCAACCGCGUCGGAUCGCAUGGACGGCACACGAAGCACGGCAAAUACAUCAUCGAGUGGCAGAAGGUGCGGACGUAUGUGUGUCCGAGAGACCUGGAGAACAGCAGUUUGACGCCUUUCGUCGCGAGGCGCAUCGAGAUAGAACGAGGCACGUUUGCCGGUACAAAGGGGCCAAUGGAUGGAGAGGCGUAUCUGGAGAGGUGGAAGGCCGAGAAUGGACAGGAUUAG